AUGAAUUAUAUAUUACUGUGUAUAUUGAUAUUUACUAAAUAUGGAUUCGCUGUAUAUAGUUCAAAAGCAAUAGAGGGAUAUGCAGCAGGAUUCUUGUCAGAUUGUCCCGGUUCAACUAAAGAGGCAUUUAUAAAACAGGAAAGCGUGAAGUAUCUCACUAUGUUUGUGCUUGGUAAUACUAGUGGCUUCUUCGGUGGUCUGCGACAAUACGGCUUCCAUCAGAUGAGAGAACUUGCAAAGGAUCCACAUAUAGAUUUCAAAAAGAAAACUAUGCUAUACGUCGGUGGAUAUAUGGAUAUUCCUAGGUCUCCUCUUGCCAUUUUCAUGGCACACGCGUACAAAAACAUAGGUUACAAUGUAUUAUUGUUGAGCACUGAAAAGUUCACUACAAUGGAAUAUCCACGAGCAUCUCGUUUCAUGCGACCUGUUGGAAAAUUGGUAGCGCAAAUGCUUAUAGAUUUAACGAAGGAAGGUUUGAAUCCGAAACGAUUAGAAAUUGUUGGUAUAAGUCUAGGCGGACAAACAGCAAGCUUUAUAGCUAAAAAUUUCCAAAAACUUACAGGUAGAAAUGUAUCUAGACUUACAGGCUUAGAUCCCGCUGGACCAUGUUUUAGAAAUUUGGGACCUAAUGAUAGGAUAGAUAAAAGCGAUGCAGACUUCGUGGAAAUUAUAAGCACAAAUAUUGAUGGUUAUGGCAUGGCUGCAGCUGUAGGGCAUGUUACGUAUUAUGUGAAUGGGGGCGAGAACCAGCCUGGUCAAAUAUUUUGGCCAUUGUGUCAAAUUCUAUGCAGUCAUGUAAGAUCUCAUACUCUUUGGCUGACGGCUUUGAAAUAUCAGAAUUCAUUCGUAGCAAUACAGUGUGAUUCUGUACAGGAAGCGAGGAAUAGGGAUUGUUAUGGGAAAAAACCGUUAGUAACUAACUUGAUGGGGUUAAAAGCAGAUAAGAGUAAAGAAGGCAUAUUUUAUUUGUCUACGAGUAAUAAUUAUCCUUAUUUUUUAGGGGAAAAAGGUACAAAGAGGGAAAAUGAUUUUUAUUUAUCGUUCGUUGCGAAAAUGAAUGAUAUGGAUGUUAUCGAAGUUAGA
Messenger RNA from Brenthis ino (lesser marbled fritillary), 1083 nucleotides. NCBI's taxonomy places the organism in Eukaryota, Metazoa, Arthropoda, Insecta, Lepidoptera, Nymphalidae. The record is from the annotation of a GenBank genome assembly.